AUGGCCAACUGGACCUGGGUUCCAUCAGAAUGGGACGAGAGGGAAGCGUUUCGAGAGCUCAAGCAGAUGGCCGAGGGGUUCAUUGAGAUGAACGGCGACGAGACUGUCAAAUUUGGUGGUUUGACGACACCACCCUCAAUGAAGCUCAGCCGCAUCGAAGACCUCUUGCAGCUGAGAGAAACAGCCGAGAAAGCGUCACGGAUUCAUCAGAAUAAGGGCAUGAGAUGCUUUGCUUGUCAGGGAAUCGGGCACCGAGUGAGGGACUGUCCGAACAAGCGUGAUGAUUAUGACGAUGCCAGCGGUGGCGCCGCUGAAGGAGGCAAAGACCGGGAUUGGAAGGGCCAGAAACCGGUGGAACAACAAGGCCGACCCACUGAAGACCAUGAGGACUCAUUAAGCGAUAUCUCUGAGGGGUAA
This is a messenger RNA of Aspergillus ruber CBS 135680, 417 nucleotides long. Its product is annotated as zinc finger CCHC domain-containing protein. Gene Ontology annotation, molecular function: nucleic acid binding; zinc ion binding. The transcript has 2 exons. The record is from RefSeq and is a predicted model, not a curated record. NCBI's taxonomy places the organism in Eukaryota, Fungi, Ascomycota, Eurotiomycetes, Eurotiales, Aspergillaceae. Bases 1 to 417 code for a protein of 138 amino acids.